Messenger RNA from Sorghum bicolor (sorghum), 2071 nucleotides. RefSeq lists its product as uncharacterized. The transcript is spliced from 3 exons. The record is from RefSeq and is a predicted model, not a curated record. Gene Ontology annotation, molecular function: zinc ion binding. The coding region runs from base 748 to 1896 and encodes 382 amino acids. Lineage: Eukaryota; Viridiplantae; Streptophyta; Magnoliopsida; Poales; Poaceae.
AGCAGCUGGCAUCAGCCGCUGGACAGUGGGCCUACCAGAUAUAUCAUCAUCAUAGGAGAGAAGACCGGGCGAGAGCUCCGGGUGCUUCCUCCUUGCUUUUUCAGCGCGCCUGAUUCCGGCUGCCCCCCCUCCGGCCUCCGCUCAGGCUCAGGCCUCAGUCAGUCCUCGGAUCGAUCGAAUACAGCAGAGCUGUUCCCUUCCAGCCCCAAAUUCAAUCCCCCUAUGCUUAUGCUUAUGCUGGACCACGACCCUCCCUCCUGGUAGUGGUGGACACUCUAGAUUUCCAUCACCGAUUUCGUAUCUUCUUCCUCCGCCAGCGCCGCCGCCGACGCCCCGCCCACAAGGUUAGCUGCUAUCCCCAAAUCGAUUCAUGCGUGUCCUUCCUCCCACCUCCUGCUGGCUUCACUUCAUUCCAUUUCGUCCCCAUGCUGAUGCUGCAGCGGGGGUGCUUCCAGUCGGUCGCCGCAGCAGAGCAUAUGCAUUCCCUUCGCACAUCAAACUAACCAGGUUGGUACUGUAUACUACUUUCCUUUGCUCGAUUACCAGCCUCAGCACCCCCACCCCCAGCCUGCGUAUCUGCUCUACUUUCACCAACCUCGGUCUGGAGUCCAUUGGAAUUGGAUUGCCAGUCUCGUCUCAUUCCGUUGCUCAUGACAGGAGCCAGGCAGGCAAUGCACGCACACUUGUUAGAGCGAGAGCAGAGCUGACCACACCAGAAUACCAGUGAUCUCCCACCUCCAGUCCAAGAUGGGCCUCAAGGAGCAGCAUCCGCAGCUCGACCAAACUGAGAGAGAUGCCAUCAACUCACCCGCUUCUUCUGUUCCUAACGACGACCACCACCAGGGACCGGGCAUCCCCCGUGUCUCAAGCUGCAGCACCGACAACGAUUCUGGCCUUCCACUUUGCCGAGUCUGUCAUUGCGUCGAACCCGAUCUGAGAGGCGAGUCCGCCCUCGGGUUCUUGGGAAUCGCGCCGCCUUCCCCUCCCAGGACUGACACUGACUCCAUCACCACAUCGUCCACCAGCAAGGAUGCCAUCACUGGGCCAAAGGAUGACGCCACCGCCACCGGUGGCGGUGCUUCCAGUUUUGUUGAGUUUGUAAGCCCCGAGGGGGAGAUAUUCGUGUGCGCCACUGACGUCGAAUCGGGGCCCCUGCACCAGCAAGACCAUCUUGUGGAUCUAGGUUGUUCUUGCAAGAACGACCUUGCCCUUGCGCAUUAUGCUUGUGCGUUGAAGUGGUUCGUCAGCCAUGGAUCCACCACGUGCGAGAUAUGUGGAACUGUUGCCGCAAAUGUAAGGCCUCAGGAUUUCAACAAGGUUCUCGCGUCCCUCAAGGAUUAUGAAGCUCUCAGGGAAAGGACAUCCACUGGGGAAAUCUCAUACUUGCAGCAUGGGCCAGAUACUGGUGUUGAUCCAGACGCUGUCGCGGCAAUACGAAGGCAGCGGCUUAGCGAGAUCUCAUCUUGGUUCAAUCCUCACAACUCUCACGUGCCUGUUGCCCAAGGCCACAUUGAUCAACCUCAGCCGCCACUUAGUCCAACCAAUAAUUAUGUUCUGGAGCAUAAUGUUGUGGCGGCGAUGCCAGUACAUACAAGAUGGAGUUUGGAGAGCACUGGAGUUUUUGUUGCUACCUGCCUAGUUGUCAUUAUUCUUGCAUGGUUGGUUGCUCCACAUGUUGGCAAGAAAGCUGCUGUAAUCUGUCUUCAUAUGCUUCUUGGAGGUUUAUGCGUAUUGACUGUAGUAAUAUCCCUGAGAUUUGUAAGCAGAUGGUUUUCCCAAGAAUCCAGUAUGGGUCUAUGCAAUAUUGGGCAAUCUUGUUCGUGUCCUGGUUCCUUGUGUUUGGUGUUUGGGCUUCACGAACACGCAGCGCACGCUCCUCAUGAGCAUAUAGUGUAGCAUGAGUCAUUGUAGCAGACCCAAUUGCUUCACUACGGCAGUUUUAGGUACUGCAUCCUUGUAUAUUCACGUGUACUAUAUAAUGCUUGUCUUUUUCUGAGUUGUUCUAUAUAGAUGUAUAUGCUUGAUUCAGAAAAGAUGGAAAAUCAUGUGCAGCACUGGGUGUGAUUGUUUC